This is a messenger RNA of Monodelphis domestica (gray short-tailed opossum), 4914 nucleotides long. RefSeq names its product pantothenate kinase 1 (gene PANK1). Gene Ontology annotation, biological process: coenzyme A biosynthetic process. Gene Ontology annotation, cellular component: cytosol; nucleus. Gene Ontology annotation, molecular function: ATP binding; pantothenate kinase activity. The record is from RefSeq and is a predicted model, not a curated record. NCBI's taxonomy places the organism in Eukaryota, Metazoa, Chordata, Mammalia, Didelphimorphia, Didelphidae.
AUUAGGGUCUGAGCGCCCAGCCCGGGGCUGGAAGGGUGGGCUGGUAUGCACGAAGCAGGCGCAGUGGGGCCGCGGGGUUGGGGUGAGGGGGGAGAAGGAGGAGUAGAAAGAGCAGGGGGAGGGGAGAGAAGAGAAGAGGGGGGAGGGAGGAGAGGGGAGGAGCGGAGGGCUCGGUGGCGUCCUUCGGGGCCGGCUCUGCGGCGGCUGGAUCGGAAGCCGCAGGGAGGAGGAUCCAGGGAAAUAAAAACGACCGAGAAUGACCUCCAGCGAGGGAGCCUAAGCUGGGCCCUGUCCUCCUGCCCUGCUCAGACCAGCUUUAGAAGCCCGUGCUUACUCUGGCCCCAGCAUGGGAGACCGGGGGCAGCCUCCCGAGUGCUCGGCCCCGCGCCCGCGCCCGCACCCGCACCCGCACCUCACGGCUUUGCCUAGCGCUGCGGCGGCCGCGGUGAACGGCGUCGUGCACAACGGCUUCCACCCCCCGGUCCCGCCAGUGCCUCCGCAACUGCAGCCUCGACCCUGCAGCCGGAGCCCCUCGGGACGCAGCAACAACUCAGACCCCCGGCCCCAGACACAACUUCAGCCUGACGGGCUGCCGCCGCUCCACGACUCCCCGGCCAAGAAAUGCAGGCUUCGGAGGAGAAUGGAUUCCGGGAGGAAGAACAGGCCGCCCUUCCCAUGGUUUGGCAUGGACAUUGGUGGAACACUGGUUAAAUUGGUCUAUUUUGAGCCAAAAGACAUUACAGCAGAGGAGGAGCAAGAGGAAGUGGAGAACUUGAAGAGUAUAAGGAAAUACUUGACUUCUAACACUGCAUAUGGGAAAACUGGGAUUCGAGAUGUGCAUCUGGAACUAAAGAAUCUGACCAUGUGUGGGCGUAAAGGAAACCUGCACUUCAUCCGAUUUCCCACUUGUGCCAUGCACAGGUUCAUUCAGAUGGGAAGUGAAAAGAACUUCUCCAGUCUUCAUACCACCCUGUGUGCCACAGGAGGUGGGGCUUUCAAAUUUGAAGAGGAUUUUAGAAUGAUUGCCGAUCUGCAACUCCACAAGCUGGAUGAAUUGGACUGUUUGAUUCAAGGUCUGCUUUAUGUUGAUUCCGUCGGCUUCAAUGGCAAACCUGAGUGUUACUAUUUUGAAAAACCUACAGAUCCUGAACAGUGUCAAAAAAAGCCUUACUGCCUUGAUAAUCCAUACCCUAUGUUGCUGGUUAACAUGGGCUCAGGUGUUAGCAUCCUAGCAGUAUAUUCCAAGGACAACUAUAAAAGAGUUACAGGGACCAGUCUUGGAGGUGGAACAUUCCUAGGCCUGUGCUGUUUGCUGACUGGUUGUGAGACCUUUGAAGAAGCUCUGGAAAUGGCAGCUAAAGGAGACAGCACCAAUGUUGAUAAGCUGGUGAAGGAUAUUUAUGGAGGAGACUAUGAACGAUUUGGCCUUCAAGGAUCUGCUGUAGCAUCAAGCUUUGGCAACAUGAUGAGUAAAGAAAAACGAGAUGCCAUCAGCAAAGAGGACCUAGCCAGAGCGACUUUGGUCACCAUUACAAAUAACAUCGGUUCCAUUGCUCGGAUGUGUGCCCUGAAUGAGAACAUUGACAGAGUGGUGUUUGUUGGGAAUUUCCUUAGAAUCAAUAUGGUCUCUAUGAAGCUCUUAGCUUAUGCCAUGGAUUUUUGGUCCAAAGGACAGCUAAAAGCCCUGUUCUUAGAACAUGAGGGCUAUUUUGGCGCUGUUGGAGCCCUACUGGAAUUGUUUAAAAUGACUGAUGAUCAGUAAAAAUGUCACCUGGAGAAAAGUUGGGAAAGAUGCCCCUGUCGAGGUUGCUGCUGGAGAAAGUAAAAGCCACGAUCAGGAUGGGAACGAAGCCAUUUUGGUAGUAGUACCUGCUGGAUUUGUAAAUAAUUUGAAAUCCUUAUAGCUGAUCUUUUACUUCGGGUUUUGAGCAUAGAAUUCAAAAUUCACAUGGGGAAUACAAGAUUUUUUUUUUCUUCCUGUAUACUGUAUUUUUUUAAAAAAUAAGGACAAAAUGUGCAACGUGGCCAAAUGUCCCAGUUUUAUGCAUUUGUUUUAAAAAAAAAGCUGAAUAAUGUUUCAGAAAGACCUGAAAUGUAAUAGCUUGUUUUUCUUCUGGGGUUUACUGAUCAGUGUGGUAAUUUUAACUUCAUUUAGUAAUCACUCUAGGAGAUUUUUAUCUUGACUUAUAUUUUUCAUGACGUUUCAUGAUUUGCUGUUGGUUUCAAAUGAAACUACAAAGCUAGCAUGUUUUACUGUGAAUGCUUUUUUCCCCCUUUUUGAGUUUUUUUUUUGUUUUGUCUCAUAUUUCUGUCUAUGAAUGAAUGUCCCAUGGAAGGAGAUCUGUCUUCCAACCUCAGUUUCUGCCCUCUUCCUCCACACAGCAAGAAAACAUUUCUGUGAAUAGAUGUAUUCACUUUACCCAAGGCGCUGACCAUUCUACUGUCUUAGCAAUGAGAACUAAGGCUUUAUGAAGUAUCCAUACAGUGAAGACUCCAAACAUCACAGAGUCACAAGCCUAGAAGGGGCCUUAGACCAUAGAAGGUCAGAAGUGGAAGGGACCUUAGAGAUUAAGUCUAGCCUUCCUCAUUUUAUACGGAAGGAAACAGACACAGAAUACAGUGAGUUCAGUUUUGCAUAGCUGGUGACAGAACUGGGAUUAUAAUACAGUGGUAUAUAUAAGAAACAUUACAUGCCUAUUAGGUGCAGAGGACUUUUCAACACAGAAAGAGAAACUUUAGAUUGGUCCAGAACACAGGCAAUUGGGCCACCUGAUUCCCAAACCAAGACUUGUUCUCUUCCAUGUUAUAUUACCAGAUAGUGGCAAUAAAGAAAGAAAUGAACAUUUUUGCCUUCACCCACUGCUGGGUUACAGAGGACAGCCAAUCUAUGAUUUAGUUAAGUAAGUUCUAGGGAGUCAUCUCAGGCACAUGGUUGUCAAGUUUCCAAAUUAUGAUUUGAACCCAGGUCUUCCUGUGAACCCAACCCUACACUAGCCAUUAGGUUAUGUUGCCUCUUGGUUUAUUUUUAUAUCAGCAAUACAAUACUGACUGAAACCUGACACUCUUUAUGGACAUCUCUUUUAACCCCCCAAAGGUAAAUAAUACUAAAUCAUUAUGUUUGUCAUUUGAAGGGAAUUCUCCAUUAGAAUUCUGAGCUUGUCAAAAUUCUGAUGCAAAUUAGAGGAUCACAGAAAGAACCAAAAUCAUGGCAUGAGAUGAACAGGUGAUAAUUAGUCAACAAACUAUUUGUCUUUUUUGUACAUAUGCCCCAGAGAAUUGUAAUGAAAAAUCUUAUAAGUAGAAAUUUUUUUAUGUUUUCACUUUUAAUAUCUGAGAAAGAUGUUAUUUGUAAAAAAACAAAAAAAAUUUUUUUUGCUUUACUGAUUUUUUUGGAUCAAAGAUAAUUUUUAUUUUCAAAACAUAUUCUGCUGACUGCUGACUUUGGUUUUGUUCUUCUCCUUUUACCUUUGCUUUGAUGACCCUGGACAAAAUAAUAGAGCUUAUUUUUUAGCUUUAGUUUAUUAAAGAAGGGAUGUUAGGAAGGAGAGUCUGGAUCAAAAGACAGUCUAGAUCAAAAGAGAUUGGUUUACUUUCCUCUAUCUUUUGAAAUGGUCAUUAGUUUUUACAUUGUCAGGUUUUGAAGAAGCAGAUACUAAUGGAAGUGUUGACUUGUCUGGUUGAAAUAAAACUCAUUCCUGUUGUGAUGUGUUUUGUGUAUAUGUGAAUUUCAUUUCUGAACUCCUUUGUCUUGAUUAGAUAUUAUGUACAUGAUUUAAAUUUUUUGAAUUUGAAAAACUUUAUGUGAUCCCCACCAAAUAUUAUGUAAUCUGAGCCUUUCAUAUUAGUCUCUUGGAGACAUGUAAUAUCUUGUUCCCCUCAAAGGAAACUGUACUAUUUUAUGGGAUUUUUUUAAUUUUCCAGCUUCAACAGCUUUCAAUAUCUUUUGACAACUUUUGAAAUGGAGAUUUUAAUUUUUAGUAUUAAAAAUGCUCCCUGAAUAAUUCUGUCAACAUUUUUUCAUUCUGAAAAAGUGUCAUCAUCAUGUCUGUUAUUAUAAGUGCUUCAGUUGUGUUAAUCUGUAUUUUGUUAUUAUUAUUAUUGUUGUUGUUUUGUUGUUGUUGUUCCAGACCUGUGAUUUCACUAGAAACUGACUUAAAAAAUAUAGGCAACUUGGUCAGUUUUAUAUGCAAGGGUACAAAUCCAUACCAGCUAAAAAUGCCUUACCAGUUGUGGUUCCUAUUCUCAUUGGACAAAGUUGGGUGGGCAUGGGGAGGGCUCUAUGAAUCCUGAUUCCAUAUAUGAAGAAAUAACAAGAUUUUCAUGAAUUGACAACUCAAUUAGUUCAGUGCCCUCAUUUUAUAAAUGAAUAAAGUGAUGUUUGUGAUCUCACAGGUGGUGAGUAGCAGAGCUGGGAUUUGAAUCUGUGUCUUCUGACUUUAAUUCCAGUGUUCUUUCCACUACACCAUGCUGCCUUGAUUUCCUCCCUGAAUUUGAUUGGAAAACUCAAAGGGAGGUCUGAUAACCUGCAUCAGUUGUUAUUUUUGUUAUAGACCAUAGAAUGGUACAUUUAAAGCUAGAAGGAACCUCUGAGUCAUAUAGUCCAACCCCCUUAUGUUUUCAUGAGGGAACUGAGGCUCAGGGAAGUUAAGUGACUUGCUCAAGGUCACACAAGUAGUGUCAGUUAGAAUUUUAAUCCAGGACCUCUAAAUCCAGAGCCAGUGCUUUUUCCAUUGUACUCAACAGGUCUGUUAUGUAAAAUCAUCCAGUCAAGUUGGUGUCCCAUAAAAAAAUGUACUUGCUUAUCCAGGGUAUGUAUCUGAAAUUACAUGAUGACUCUUAUCGAGCCCUUUAAGAUUAUUAGGUCUGAAUAAUGGGAGAUAUUAAAUAAUAAAAAUAUUGCCAAUGAGAUUUGAA